GGCAUAUCUGAAUUGGGAGGAAAGGGAGAAGAAGCAAGCCAAGGUGCAAAAUCAAUAAGAUUCCUAGAUGAGGAAAGACAGUUUGCUACUGAUAUGGCCAAGAAACCCAAUGCAUAUCAGAAAACAACAGAAGUUGGAGGAAAGAGAGUAGACAGCAAACAAAACUGGGACUCUAGCCUAGUAAUUCAAUACCAUUCCUAG
Molecule: messenger RNA, 201 nt
Organism: Geodia barretti
Lineage: Eukaryota; Metazoa; Porifera; Demospongiae; Tetractinellida; Geodiidae
Source: the annotation of a GenBank genome assembly